Molecule: messenger RNA, 723 nt
Organism: Wasmannia auropunctata (little fire ant)
Lineage: Eukaryota; Metazoa; Arthropoda; Insecta; Hymenoptera; Formicidae
Exons: 4
Coding region: 121-723 (200 amino acids)
Biological process (GO): sensory perception of smell
Cellular component (GO): membrane
Molecular function (GO): odorant binding; olfactory receptor activity
Source: RefSeq, a predicted model, not a curated record
UAUAUGUCUUACAUAUAUGUAUACACAAUAAUAUAUACGUAUAUGUGCUCCUGCAAUUUCAGAUGAGUAGGCAUUUGUGACGCCUUGUGUACAUUGAGUCAAAAGUAUUUUGUGCAAUAGAUGAAGUGGUCAUUAGAGCAACUUCAGAGUAUCUGUAAUGAGCUAAAAGACGAAAGAGAAAUCGGCAUUAUGAAAAAGUACGGGGACAACGCGAAACGUUAUACAGCUAUAUUUAUAUUGUUUCAUGUGAGCAAUUUAAUUGCUAUUGCUUCAGUGCCAUUUGUACUGUACAUUCUUGAUAUUACGAUCCUGCAUAUAAAUGAUGAAUACCAUCUAAGUCACAUGAUACAAAUGCUUCUUCCCAAGCACUUCGUUGGCCGAGAAAAUUAUUUCUAUCUGAUUUUUCUACAUUCGAGCGCAGCGGCUUGCAUAGGAGGCGUAGUGCUGAUAGCAACAGCAAUGAUGUGCAUAACAUACAUCAAACAUGCUUGUGGAAUGUUCAGAAUCGCUAGUUAUCGCAUUGAGAAGGCAGUAAAUAAGCUGAAAAAUGAUUACUUAAAAAACGAUGUUAUAAUAUAUAAAGAAAUAAUUGAAGCCGUUGAUAUUCAUCGUAAAGCUAUAAAGUUCACCGCACUUUUUUUUUCCGGUUUUCAGCAGUCGCGUUUCUUCUUAAUAAUAAUCGCUGUAAUUACUUUGAGCCUCAAUCUUUAUGGAGUUAGUUGA